UUGCAUCAACGAUCCAAAGAAGCAAUGGCUAUUAAGUUUAUCGUAGUGCUCGCCUUUGUGGCCGCAGUUCACAGUUCAGUGGUGCCUGCAGCAUUAGUCGCGAAAGCAGACGAUGACUAUACUAGCUUUGGUUACGACGUGGCUGAUCCUGCAACCGGGGACUACAAACAUCAGGAGGAGACUCGCGUCGGUCGAACAGUAAAGGGCCAGUACUCUUUUCUAGAAGCUGACGGUACUACACGUAUUGUAGACUACACCGCUGACGUUAAUGGUUUCCAUGCGGUUGUAAGACACGAGCCAGCUGUUGUCACUACAAAAGUUGCGGCUCCUACAGUAGUUACUAGGCGAGCUUUAUCUCCUGCGAUUGUCACUACACGCGGCAUAAGUUCACGUCCAGUCCAUAACAUUGUUGCCCCGGCAGUGUAUACAGCUGCACCGUCUGUUUACACUACCAAAACUUUUGCCACCCCCUUUUAUUACACUCGUUUACCUCAUUCCUACUCCUACCGCUCUUACUAA
Parnassius mnemosyne (clouded apollo) is the source of this 519-nucleotide messenger RNA. The record is from the annotation of a GenBank genome assembly. Lineage: Eukaryota; Metazoa; Arthropoda; Insecta; Lepidoptera; Papilionidae.